Molecule: messenger RNA, 570 nt
Organism: Iphiclides podalirius (scarce swallowtail)
Lineage: Eukaryota; Metazoa; Arthropoda; Insecta; Lepidoptera; Papilionidae
Source: the annotation of a GenBank genome assembly
AUGUUUCAAGUUUUGCAUCAUACGAGCAAAUUAUCUCGUGCUGCAAUAUCGAGAUCAGUUCCAUCACUUUCAACCUGCAAUGCACGAUUUGCAUCGACCAAUGAUCCAACAAGCCGUAAAGAGGCACCGAAAAUUGAUAACGAAGCAAUUUUGGCUUUGCCUGAGGAAGCCCGUGAGAAAAGCGCACUUGAGUCAACGAUAACAGUUCCGAAGAAGGUUGACAUAACACCAAUAUCUGGUGUGCCAGAAGAGCACAUCAGAACCCGUCGUGUUCGCAUUUAUCAACCAUCAAAGAAUGCCAUGCAAAGUGGCACCAACAAUAUUCACCACUGGGAAAUGGAGUUUGAUACUCGCCAACGCUGGGAAAAUCCCCUUAUGGGCUGGACAUCUACUGGUGAUCCAUUAUCAAAUAUGAAAAUUCAAUUUUCAUCCCCAGAUGAAGCCAUAGAACACUGUGAAAAGAAUGGCUGGAUCUGGUAUUUGGAUUGUCCAAAAACUGAUAAGGAAUUCAAACCAAAGAGCUAUGGCAUUAAUUUCUCAUGGAACCGUCGCACCAGGGUAUCUACCAAG